Austrofundulus limnaeus is the source of this 2497-nucleotide messenger RNA. RefSeq names its product protein O-glucosyltransferase 1 (gene poglut1). The transcript is spliced from 10 exons. The record is from RefSeq and is a predicted model, not a curated record. Gene Ontology annotation, molecular function: UDP-xylosyltransferase activity; UDP-glucosyltransferase activity. Lineage: Eukaryota; Metazoa; Chordata; Actinopteri; Cyprinodontiformes; Rivulidae. Gene Ontology annotation, cellular component: endomembrane system. Gene Ontology annotation, biological process: positive regulation of Notch signaling pathway; protein O-linked glycosylation. The coding region runs from base 37 to 1203 and encodes 388 amino acids.
CUUUGUUCUCAGACAAAGCUGGACAAUAAGGGAAAAAUGGAGCGCUGCCGGUUUUGGAGCGCGUUAAUAUUAAUCCAAGUCUGUUGCAUGAGUUCAGUCGGUGCUUCAGAUACACAGUGGAAAAAAAUAAGAGAAAAGAUCUCUGAAGCUGUUAAAGGAUACACUCCAUGCAGUCCUGUCAACUGCAGCUGCCAUCUUGGCGUCCUCCAACAUGACCUGAAACCGUUUAAAAGAGGAGUUUCUGCAGACCUCCUGGCCUCGACAGUUCAGAGAGGGGUGGGCACCCACUACCAGAUUAUUGGACACAACUUGUACAGAGAGAAUAACUGCAUGUUUCCUGCWAGGUGCAGCGGAGUGGAACACUUCCUCUUGGAGCUGAUCGACAGGCUMCCAGACGUGGAGAUGGUGAUAAAUGUGAGGGAUUACCCACAAGUCCCCAACUGGGUGCAGCCGACUCUGCCCGUCUUCUCCUUCAGUAAGACGUCAGAAUACCAGGAUAUCAUGUACCCUGCCUGGACAUUCUGGGAGGGAGGGCCUGCUGUGUGGCCCAUAUACCCCACCGGACUGGGACGAUGGGAUCUGAUGAGAGAUGAGCUGAAAAAGUCUGCAGCCCAGUGGCCCUGGAAGAAGAAAGAGUCCAAAGGGUUCUUCAGAGGUUCCAGAACCAGCUCAGAGCGAGACCCGCUCAUCCUCCUGUCCAGAGAAGCUCCUGACCUGGUGGAUGCAGAGUACACCAAGAACCAGGCCUGGAAGUCUGAGAAGGACACACUGGGGAGACCUCCAGCUAAAGAGAUCCCUCUGGUGGAUCACUGCAGAUGGAAGUAUUUAUUUAACUUCCGGGGCGUGGCGGCGAGCUUCCGCCUCAAACAUCUCUUCCUCUGCGGCUCGCUGGUGUUUCACGUCGGUGAGGAGUGGCAGGAGUUCUUCUACCCCCAGCUGAGACCCUGGGUCCACUACGUCCCGGUCAGGCAGGACCUGUCCGACGUCAGGGAGCUGCUACAGUUCGUCAAAGAGAACGACGCGGUCGCUCAGGAGAUCGCCUCCAGGGGGAAGGAGUUCAUCCUCAACCAUCUGCGGAUGGAGGACGUCUCCUGCUACUGGGAGAGACUCCUCACCGACUUCAGCCAGCURCUCACCUACAGACCCAGCAGGAAGCCCGGCUACAAACAGAUCGUCCAGAAGCCCAGCAGAACUGAGCUCUGACCGCCCCGCAGCAGCUGACUCAGCGUAAUGAAUGUACUGCCUGUGCUACAAAAACCAGUUGUAACCAGUUCAGACUGGUGGAAGUUCAGAGAGCUGUGGGCGCUGCAGCUCCUCCAGGUGGUCACCUGACAUUGUCAGCRGCGACAGAGCAAUAAUGUUUGUUUGUUCCGUUAGCAAAAUACCUCAGAGAUCAUUCGCCUUCAACUUUCAGUCAAAAUGGCRGCCACACCUAAACAACCUUACCCAACACAAACACGUCUCUAACUCAGUCAGUUUCCAGGGGCGGAGCCAGAGGGCUUGCUCGAGUGGCAAGUGCCAACCCUGCCACUUGAUUGGCCACUCCAGGUGCUGCCCACAGAUGAUUGACAAGUGGGCGGGACUAGCAUGUGAUAUUAAGAUGGGCAGUAAAUAUCUGAAGCAGCRGUAUUGUCUGCUGCAGUGAGAACCUUUAGAGCCAUUUUAAAUAAGCUGUGGUGGACAUUUAGAUUUUUCAAAUCUGUAGUAAUUUUAUUUGUUUUUAUUUGACCCACUCAAAAAAAAAAAACAAUUUUGCAAAAAAUCUAGCUCCGCCCCUGUUGAUUUCACAGCUAGCUGACCGUUGGUGUGUAGUAGCUACACAUCUCACAUCUGUGUUCGAAACUUCAACGAGCAAUAAGCCUCUCUGCUACAAACACUAACACUGUUUAUUUCCUGUUUUUAUUCAUCUAAAGAAGCUGUGAAGGGAUUAUAAUCCUAAUAAUCUGAGCUAAAUUGAGAUUUUGGUUUAGAUUUGGUUCUUUACAUGGACCUAACAGGGUGGCAGCUUCAGAUGAAYGAAUGAAAGUCAAAACAACUUCAAUCGAUUCUAGAAUAUUGUUCAACGAUUUGUUUCAGCUGAAUCUUUUCAUCAUUUAGGUUUGGAUGAGGAUUAGGGAUUAGGAUCUGAUUUUAAGUUAAUUAUCUUAAUCUGUACAACAAUCGAUCGUUAAGUCUGAUCACCACAAUAAAUCUAAUCCUGGRAGUUUCAGAGAAAGCUUCAUGUGUUUACAGUUAAAUAAUCUGUCUGGAGUGGAUUAAUGAGAUCACGUCAGGAUUAAUUUGAUUAUGUUGUAGUAUUCAUUUUAUCCUGUCAUUAAGAAGGUUMUUAUUCUUGUCAACAUUUAUUUUGUUUUGUGCAGCUGUUUGAAGCCGUGGCCAGUUUGUAUGUUUUUUUUUAAUGUUAUUUUUUAUUUUGACCAAAGAAGCUGUGAUCAAAUCUUCUGUCAGAUUUUUUUUACAACUUUUUACUAAAAUAAACAAAGUGAAAACACUUGAA